AUGUCCCUGCUGCCUAGCACCAUAGGCCUGGCUGGCCUGCUCCUCUGGGCAGGCCAAACAGUGGAUGCCUUGAUGAUAUCCAAUGCCACUCUGGCACUGUCCAGACCUGAGGACACAGCCACGAGGCCCCUGAGUGGCCUAGGGGUGCUUCGGCAUCGCCGGAAGCGUCACAUCUCUGCCCGAGACAUGACCACCUUAUUGGAUUAUCACAACCACAUCCGAGCCAGCGUGCACCCACCUGCUGCCAACAUGGAGUACAUGGUCUGGGAUGAGCAGCUGGCCAGAUCUGCUGAGGCAUGGGCCACCCAGUGCAUCUGGGCUCACGGGCCCUCGCAGCUGAUGAAAUACGUGGGGCAGAACCUCUCCAUCCAUGCCGGCCGGUUCCGCUCCGUGGUGGAUCUGGUAAAGGCGUGGUCUGAGGAGAAGCGGCAUUACUUGUUUCCUGCCCCGAGGGACUGCAACCCACACUGCCCCUGGCGCUGCAGCGGCCCCGUGUGCUCGCACUACACUCAGAUGGUGUGGGCUUCCUCCAACCGGCUGGGCUGUGCCAUGCACACUUGCAAGAGCAUCAACGUCUGGGGCAGCACCUGGCAUCAGGCAGUGUACCUGGUCUGCAACUAUGCCAUUAGGGGCAACUGGCUUGGAGAGGCGCCAUACAAGGUGGGGAGGCCGUGUUCUGCUUGCCCUCCCAGCUACCAAGGCAGCUGCAGUAACAACAUGUGCUUCUCCGGCCUCAAGUCCAACAGGCUCGUGUGGUUCUGA
Messenger RNA from Ochotona curzoniae (black-lipped pika), 762 nucleotides. It is a transcript of the gene R3HDML, whose product is annotated as R3H domain containing like. The transcript has 5 exons. Bases 1 to 762 code for a protein of 253 amino acids. The record is from RefSeq and is a predicted model, not a curated record. NCBI's taxonomy places the organism in Eukaryota, Metazoa, Chordata, Mammalia, Lagomorpha, Ochotonidae.